Messenger RNA from Lithohypha guttulata, 756 nucleotides. RefSeq lists its product as uncharacterized. NCBI's taxonomy places the organism in Eukaryota, Fungi, Ascomycota, Eurotiomycetes, Chaetothyriales, Trichomeriaceae. Bases 1 to 756 code for a protein of 251 amino acids. Gene Ontology annotation, molecular function: carbon-sulfur lyase activity. The transcript has 2 exons. The record is from RefSeq and is a predicted model, not a curated record.
AUGCCGAACAAACACAACAACAAGGAGGCUGUCAACGAGCAUAUUGGAAAGGACCAAUCUGGUGCCGCAGAUGAAGCUCAUCAGUUUCAAGCUGGUAAUCGGUCAGACCGAAAGGAGGACGAGUGGAAGCACAGAGUGCCAUACAAGAUCCACGAUGAUGAUUCCAAGUUCCCUGCGAAAUGGAAGGGAGGGUGCCACUGCGGCAAGGUCAGAUAUGAACUGAGUCAAGAGAAGCCUCUCGCAGCGAAAUUCUGCCAUUGCUCUACCUGCAGGAAGUUGCACGGAGCUCCGUUCCAAUGGGCCACGAUUUUUCCCAAAGAUGUAAUUAAUUUUACUAACGGAAUCCACGACCUUGGCUGGUAUGAUCCUACUAACAAGUCCAACACACAUCAUCUUCCGUGCAAGGUGCAGUGCGCAUUUUGCCGAACUCCUAUUAUGGAUGAAGGUCGAAACAUGAUCCUGCUCUUCCCAACACUGAUCGACAAUAUUGCAGAGAAGAAGGUUCGGGACAACUUCAAACCGACUUGCCACAUGUUCUACAACCAGCGUACAGUUGACUUCACAGGCGACGGGCUUGUCAAGUGGGAGGGAAUCGACAACAAGAGUAACCUCCUUGAUGACGAAGGUAAUGUUGUUGUCAAAUACGAAGAUGGCAUGGAGGAAAAAGAGAUGGAUGAGAAGAAGAGGAAGUAUUUUGAUGGCCUCCAAGACAGUCAUCCAGAAACCGCCCGAAAGGAGAAAGACCUCAAGAUCUAG